Molecule: messenger RNA, 1813 nt
Organism: Telopea speciosissima
Lineage: Eukaryota; Viridiplantae; Streptophyta; Magnoliopsida; Proteales; Proteaceae
Product: probable 2-carboxy-D-arabinitol-1-phosphatase
Exons: 9
Coding region: 87-1652 (521 amino acids)
Molecular function (GO): phosphatase activity
Source: RefSeq, a predicted model, not a curated record
AUUUUAGCUUGAGAAAAGAAAAGAGGUUAGUUCAACACUUCGACUCAUACUGUUGGAACUCCAGAUGCAGUGAAAUCGUCUCCAAAAUGCUCUACCUCGCAGUCCCUGUUGGCCAUGAUCGUUUUCUUCUUCACAGAAACCCGAGAUUCCACCUAUGUUCCGGUGGAAAUCCUAAUUUUAUGAGAAUUCGCUCGUCUUCGGGCUUGCAGGAGAUCGAGAAAUCGCCUCGUUCGAAGGAUAGAGAGUUCGAUUCGCAGCUCUACGCUUCAAUUCCUUUCCCUCCAAUUACAGCAGCAAAAAGAGUCGUUUUGGUGAGGCAUGGGCAGAGUACAUGGAACGAGGAGGGUCGGAUCCAAGGCAGCUCGGAUUUCUCCGUUCUCACCAAGAAAGGCGAGUCUCAGGCCGAAACGUCUCGGCAAAUGCUUAUCGAUGAUAACUUCGAUGUUUGUUUUACCAGCCCCCUGAUUAGAUCAAAGAGAACAGCUGAAAUUAUAUGGGGUGGUCGGACAAAGGAGAUGAUUCCAGAUUCUGACCUGAGGGAAAUUGACCUUUACUCAUUCCAAGGUCUUCUGAAACAUGAAGGAAAAGCAAAAUUUGGUCAGGCUUACCGCCAGUGGCAGAUAGAUGCUGCAAAUUUUAUCAUCGAUGAUCAUUAUCCGGUGAGAGAGUUGUGGGCCCGUGCCAGAAACUGCUGGACCAAAAUCCUAACCCAUGAAGGAAAGUCCAUACUGGUGGUUGCUCACAAUGCAGUCAACCAAGCUCUAGUUGCCACAGCAAUGGGACUAGGGACGGAAUAUUUUAGGAUUUUACUUCAGAGCAAUUGUGGUGUGAGCGUGCUGGACUUCACUCCUAGAAUGGAAGGUGGAUCUCCAUAUAUCUGUCUUAACCGUUUAAAUCAGACCCCAAAUUCACCUAUAGCAACUGGAAGUUCAGCAGGUAGAAAAGCCAGUAAGAGGAUCAUACUUGUCUGUCAUGGAUCUACACAGAGCAAUAUAGAGGCUACUUUUCUCAAUUCUGGGGACAGGCAGAUGAACAUGCUUGGGGCUAUACAGUCCCAGAAAACUGCAGAGCUACUUUUAGAUGUAAAGGUGAGCUCUAUAAUUUGCAGUCCUCGCAUUGCUCCUAUUGAAACAGCCAUGACCAUCUCCAAAGUGCAAGAAGCUGCAGAUUGCUUGGGAGCUGACUGUGUUCCUCGUUCUGUGGAGUUGAAGCAAAUGCAGCAUCUUGAAGUUGAAUUCAUCCUUGGGCAAUCAAAGAAGACAAGGAAUCUGAAUUUGGAUGCAAAUGCAGUUCCACAUCUUCAGGCUGGUUGGUUAAAGGGUUAUGAGGAUGAAGUCAUGGCAGAAAUAUGGGAUCAAUCAGGAAAAGCCUGGCGAUCACUGUUAGAUGAACUAUCCAAUGGAACUGAUCCACAGCAAAAUGUGGUAGUAGUCGGCCAUCCUGCAGUUAAUAUCGCUCUGAUAGGACACUGUCUGAAUCUGACAAAAGAAUGGAUGUGUUCAUUUCAUCUUGAUGACGGUAGCAUAAGUAUACUCGACUUCCCUGAUGGCCCAACUGGAAGGGGUGUUAUCCGAUGUGUAAAUUACACUGCUCAUCUGGGGAGGUGGUCGAUUCCCAUCACACGACCAACACUGGAUGAUGAAGAUUUUUAGCUGUAAAUGUAAUAAUGUACAUUGGUCCAAAAUUAUGGAGAUCCAUGGACAACUAUUAUUGCAAGAAUCUAAUGACAGGCCUCCAUUAGAGGAAAAUGUUACUGCAAUGAUAGUCAUAUUUGACUUGGAAGGUAAUCAUCCAGCUUUGGAACAUGAAUCAG